Molecule: messenger RNA, 1143 nt
Organism: Phanerochaete carnosa HHB-10118-sp
Lineage: Eukaryota; Fungi; Basidiomycota; Agaricomycetes; Polyporales; Phanerochaetaceae
Exons: 1
Coding region: 1-1143 (380 amino acids)
Source: RefSeq, a predicted model, not a curated record
AUGCUGCACAUGCUGAAUCAGGAACAGCAGCUGCUCCAGAUUUCCAGCGCGCGACCAAUCCUCGAGGAGUGGUGGAACUUCACGUGCUCUGUCGUCACUCCAGAAUGUUUCAUCCCUUCGGGAGGCCAGGAAGGACUCAUAAUCCUGCUGGAUUUCUCGGAGCUUAUGGACAGGAGGGAAGAUGCAGUAAGGCUCUUCCAAACAUUUUGGCGGUUCCAGGACAGGUCUUUUAUGACUCUGUGCCGUGGCUUUGCGGCCCUUCACCCGCGGUCGCGCGCUUCCACGAUCUCCGCCGCACAGAUCAUCACCGAUUCUUUCAUAUCAGGUAGACUUGACGGUACGUUUUCCAGUAGCCUGGGUGCUUAUUAUCAUUGCUCAUCCCCAAGUAUCUCCUCAGACCAGGCAACGAUGAUAACGCACUCGAUCAGAUUGAUGAAGGUGUACGCAGCUGGUCAUCUCAACGGCAGCGGUUUCACCGUGUUAGACGUUGUCAGGUUCACACUCUUCCACUUGCGACUCUAUGACAUACAUCUCGGGCGCGAGGUCCACUGGCAACCGUGUUACUCCCCUCAUCCACGUAGGACCAACUCUCCGAGCCCGUUGGCCGACACCAUCGACUGGGCUGGGCUGUGGCAUGUGCUCGUUCGUGCACUGAAGGAGUACAAGCGCGCUGAGAGGUGGAAGAAGCCCUACUCCUCGGACCAGGAGUACUGGCAUGCUACCACACAGCCGAUACUCACUGCAGACGAAUUGCUGGCCCAGGACCGCGAACUCGCAACCGAGUGCCUGCGCAUUACCGAGUCCAUCGAGGAGGCAGACUCCGGUGACGAAUGUCAUCUGGCAGUAGACAGAUCCACGCCGCACUUUGAAGACGAGUUUGUCGUCGCCCUCGGAUGCUUUAUCCUUCCUGAAGACGUUCCGAAGUUCCCCAGCCUCGUGAAGCUCGAGGUGAAAGGACGGUUCUCUCCGGAGCUGCAGAAGGAGCGCGACCAAGGUAACGACAAGGAGGAGUCGGAAAGCGAGAAGGAAGACUCAGACGACGAUAGAAAGAGUAGUGGCAGAGGGAGAUUGAGGAGGAUUGUAACAAAGACUCGCCGCAACGGUAUCGAGAUCCGCUUGCCGGUAAACUUGGGGAGCAGCUAG